Macrosiphum euphorbiae (potato aphid) is the source of this 768-nucleotide messenger RNA. NCBI's taxonomy places the organism in Eukaryota, Metazoa, Arthropoda, Insecta, Hemiptera, Aphididae. The record is from the annotation of a GenBank genome assembly.
AUGUCUACUACCAAUAAAUCAAAAUCGCCCAUGAUAACAACUGGCUCUAAACCGGCUACCCGUUCUGGUACCCCUACAAAUGGUGAUCUUAUGCAAGCCAUUACCGGAAUGCAAGCAUCACAAUCUUCACAAUUUCGCGAACUUCAGGUGAGCUUGGCAUCGGUAACUAAACAGUUAGCAGAUUUAAAAAGUGAUAACCUGGUACUCCGCAAUGAAGUCUCCUCACUUGCAGCUCGUAUUGCUAUACUUGAAACUGACCAUAUAGUUCCUGCCAAUGAUGACUUGCCGACCAAAGUCCUACGUGAAAUCUCAGAAAGAAAUUCGUGUGAUUUAAGCGUUAUUGCAUAUGAUGUUCCUGAAUCAAGUUCUUCUUCUCCCAAUCAGCGAAUUAUUGAUGAUACUACUGAACUCUCCAAGGCCUUGUCCUCCAUCAAUACUACCUUACCUACAGAUAUCAAAGUAGUUCGUCUUGGCGGUCAUCUUUCUAAGAAGCCACGACCGUUAAAACUUAUAUUUAAAUCUAAAGAUGAAGCAGCCAACCUUUUGCUAAAGUUCAGACAAUCAAUCCGAAAUGGCUGUAAUAUUUCAAAUAGUCUCCGGCUAGUUCGGGAUAAAACAUCUUUAGAACGUCAACUUCUCCGCUCAUCCCAUGCUGAGCUUGAGCGUAGAAAGCAGGCUGGUGAAUUAAAUCUUGUGGUGAAGUAUAUUAACGGUGUCCCAUCAGUUACAAGGAUGCAGCCAAAAAACGGCGCAGCUGGCCAACGGUAG